UCGCGGGUGUCGCACGCGUGUGUGCGGCUGCACCGGCGGAUCGGAGCGCGGUGUCGCGGGUGUCACACACGCGUGUGUGCGGCUGCACCGGCGGACCGGAGCGCGGUGUCGCGGGUGUCACACACGCGUGUGUGCGGCUGCACCGGCGGAUCGGAGCGCGGUGUCGCGGGUGUCGCACACGCGUGUGUGCGGUUACCACCGGCGGAUCGGAGCGCGGUGUCGCGGGUGUCACACACGCGUGUGUGCGGUUACCGCCGGCGGCGCGGAGCGUUUCCCGUGUAACGGCCCCGCCGGGCGCUCGCAGCCGCAGCCAUCCCGCCGCUCCCCUGUCCUGCAGGCACACGAGAAGCGGGGUGGCUGCAGGUGUUGCAGCUCAAGUCAACUCUCAUGGAGAAUUCUAGAAUGGGGAACAGCCAGACCGCUUCUGUAGGACUGUCUAAUGCUGCUGUGAAUCAAAUACAGGACAUUAUUUCACACAACUGUGUGGUGAUUUUCUCUAAAACAACAUGCCCAUACUGCAAAAUGGCAAAAGACCUCUUUAAAGGUUUGCAAGUGAGUUACACAGCUAUGGAACUGGAUGAAAAUACAAAUGGAAGGAAGUUCCAAGAUGUUCUGGAACAGAUGACUGGUAGCAGAACAGUCCCAAGAGUGUUUAUCAAUGGGACUUGUGUUGGAGGUGCAACAGAUACUCAAAAGCUUCAUGAGGAAGGCAAACUGCUUCCUUUAAUUCACCAGUGUAAAAUGAAAGCAAAUUACUGAGCAACCAUCGCUAGCUUAGCUUUCUCUUCCUUUGUAUGAACAGAAUUUCAGAUGAAAUCAGAAGAUCACAGACACAGCAUGAGCUGCACUCGACCUCAAACCAUGGCUUUCUGAAUUACAGAUCACUCUGACAGACUUUAUGGACUUGCUGAAUUACUUGGUGUCCUUGCCUCAGCUUUCCCACCACCCUGAUGCUCAUUAGCAAACAUUAUGUAACACUAGGGGCUCUCAGUGAGACAGUGAUGUCAUUUCAUGGUGCUUACAUCCUGUUCCAGGGAAGCCCAGGGUCUGCAAAAACAAUCCUGUGGGUUUUGCUGCACAUUAUUUUGCUUUCUAGCUUUGCCUCAAUAAAUUGUCGGUUUUAUUUAAUGGUUUCUUUAAAUAUAAUUCUUCUCUGUAAAACUGAAAUGUAAGGCAAACCCAGUUUAUAGAUUGUUGUCUGUAUGCCUGCCUCUCCUGUAUUCCAGUGCCUGAUCACCCUGCUCCCAAGUUGUGUGUCCAGUGGAACAGAAAAGGGAAUAAAGAUUCUGGCAGCUUUA
This is a messenger RNA of Taeniopygia guttata (zebra finch), 1298 nucleotides long. It is a transcript of the gene GLRX2, whose product is annotated as glutaredoxin 2. Gene Ontology annotation, molecular function: protein-disulfide reductase activity. Gene Ontology annotation, cellular component: mitochondrion. The record is from RefSeq and is a predicted model, not a curated record. Lineage: Eukaryota; Metazoa; Chordata; Aves; Passeriformes; Estrildidae.